Acytostelium subglobosum LB1 is the source of this 348-nucleotide messenger RNA. RefSeq lists its product as hypothetical. Bases 1 to 348 code for a protein of 115 amino acids. The record is from RefSeq and is a predicted model, not a curated record. Lineage: Eukaryota; Evosea; Eumycetozoa; Acytosteliales; Acytosteliaceae. The transcript has a single exon.
AUGUGUUCACUGUUGAGCCAAUCCAGGUUCGCGUCGUCCAACCAGAGGACAAGCAACAACAACAACUAUCAACAUCAUACAUUCAACGUGGCCGUGAGCAAGUCAUCGAUCAUUCAUGAUCAGGAGUCUGUUCCUUACACUGGUCUGAUCUUCUUUGCCCUGGUCGUUGUGAGCGUGUUGUAUCCUGCCAAGGUGUGGAGCUUCAUUCUCUCGGUCAAGAGUGGACAGCUGUUCCAGCAAAGCAAGUCAUCUUCGUCCUCCAGGUCAUCAUCCAAUAAGAACAACAAUCAUGAAGACGAUGACUACAUCCCAAAGGAGUUGAAGCAGAAGAAGACAAAGACCAAGUAA